Messenger RNA from Ilyonectria robusta, 2640 nucleotides. RefSeq lists its product as uncharacterized. Lineage: Eukaryota; Fungi; Ascomycota; Sordariomycetes; Hypocreales; Nectriaceae. The transcript is spliced from 14 exons. The coding region runs from base 1 to 2640 and encodes 879 amino acids. The record is from RefSeq and is a predicted model, not a curated record.
AUGCACGCCUCGGUAUUUGGCUCGUCGAUUUCUCUAACAGUCCCUUCCACCCCUCCAUCGGCUGGAAGGUCACGAGCCCUGUCACUCACAUCACCUCCGUCGUCGAUUCCUGGACAGCCACCAGACACAACGCCAAACACACAGCAACGUUUCAGAAGUGCAUCUGAAGUCUCAACCCCCAUCACUCAAACUUCAGCCGUGAAUCCUCCGUAUGAUGCCCAGGCCGAAUCGGCACCCGCACAUUCUUUUUUUACCCCGGUUUUUCAGACAGCGCUGAAGAAUGGUUCCACGAUUGCUAAAGACGCCUUCGCUUCCAUGGAAAAACUGGGCUCGUGUGGUCUAGCCGAGUCUGAUGCGGACCUGAGGAGAUUGAUGGAAGACGCAAAGGGUUUGAGAAAGUUCCAAGGCUCCGACACCCGAACAAUUGCUGUGUUGGGUGACUCUGGAGAAGGCAAGAGUAGCCUGAUCAACUCACUGCUUCACGUUCCAGAGAUCGCUCAGACGGGAGAUAUUGGUUCUGCAUGUACCUCGGUUGUAACCGAGUAUCGACAGAAAAAGGCGGAGCAUGUCGCUCCUAUCACGAUAGAAGUGGAAUAUCUCUCUGCUUCUGGAAUGAAGGAACUUGUGACUGAACUCCUCUGGAGCUACAGGCAGCUGUAUCUACCUGGUGUUGAGUCUGAUGAGACUCCAGAACAAGAUUACGCAAGAUAUAUGCGAGAAUCAGACCAAGCCUGGUCUGCUCUUCAAUCUGCAUUCCGGCACCAACGUCAAUUCACCAAAGAAUUCCUUCGCGAUAUGUCGGAAGGUGCGCUGGAGAAAAUCACGAACCAGGUCCUCCAAUGGGUCAGUGAUAUUGAGUGGCCUAGCGGAGGAAAUGACGGUUUCUGGGUGUCUACGGCCCAAACCGCAGAAGAGUGUUGCAACAAGACAAAGGUUUUCAUGCAGGACAAGUACUGGCCAUUCACCAAAAUUAUCCGUGUCUAUCUCAACUCUCAGGUCUUGAAGACUGGCGUUGUCCUUGCGGACUUGCCUGGUCUUCAGGAUACUAACAUGGCGAGAGUCCGAGCAACACAAGACUACCUCAUCAAAUGUGACAACAUUUUCAUCGUCGCCAAGAUUUCCCGAGCCAUUACUGACCAGUCUCUAAAAUCAUCUUUAUUUUGGGUCAUAUCUCGUCACGUCCCAAUGGAGUGGGAAAAGUCGGGUGGCAAAAACUUCAAGUUGGCUGUUGUCUGUACAAAGUCGGAGGAAAUCAAUCAACGAACGGCGAGAACAGAGUUUUGCGGACCUAAUAAGAGGAUUCUCCCAGAGACCAUGGAGAAGCUUGACAAAGAGAUUGAAACUGCAAAGGCUGCAGGUGACAGAGUGGCAAAGAAGACUGCAAAGAGAAGACAAGAGCGUAUUCUCAUGCAGGCGAGAAAUGAUUAUGUCAAAGAGGGUCUACAACGCACCUACGCCGCUGACAUGGAAGGUGGGGCACUCAACGUCUUCUGUGUAUCCAAUACGAUGUACCAGAAGUACUGCCCGAAAGGAAAUACCGAGAGUGUAAUAGCCAGCGGGAUCCCAGACCUUCGCCACUUUUGUCACAGUAUGACUGCAGACGCUCAAUUGGGCGAAUCGAAGCAUUUCUUGCGGUCGAAGCUGUCGACGCUCAUCAAUUCACUUGAAUUGUGGACCAACAGCCACCAAAAUACCCAACUUGAAGAGGAAGUCGAUUUGGCUGAAUCCAUCUAUGACGAUUUGAACAGUGUCAUACGCGAGUUUCCUAAAUCCGUCACGGCAUUCCGAGAGGGUUUUAAUACAUGCUUCCAAGAACAAAUCAUGGAUUUGCUAGCCAAGAGAGAUCAGCAUUGGGAGCAAGUCGCCAGCGGUGAGGGGAGAAAAUGGCAUAGUUGGCAUUGGACCCAGUACCGAGCGUGGUGCCGAAAUAACGGCAACCACCAAACGGCCGGGCGGGACCAUGAGGAUUGGAAUGCCAAGAUUAUCUGGAAGAUGCGCAUGGAACUUGAGUACCAAUGGGACCUCGUGGAAGAUGAAGUCCCCGAGGUCUUCUCAGUUCUUUUGGACGCUACGAAAAGUCUAUUGGAAAGACUGAAAAUGACGAUUCAAGGCUACGCCACGUCUGAUUGCGUCACUCCUCUCGUCAGCAGUAUUGACUUCCAGAUCCAAAACCUCGAGUAUCUGAUCAAGCGGGAAGAGAGAACCUUUGUUGGCGAAGUGAAAUCUAUUCGUCGAUAUGCGUCAGAGUCGAAUUCAAACUCGUAUAUUCUGAAAGAAAUGGUCCCCUCCUAUCGUUCUGCCAGCAGCCAGUCAGGUAUCGGAAUGGCUGCGAGGCAAAGGGGAAUAGUCCAAGGCCACAUCGAGGACGGAAGUCUUUUCCCCAACCUCGGCAUUUCGAUUUCUACCAGCAUGGAGGAAUUGAUUACGUCGACAGAGAAUAAAUUGACGAAACCCUUCAAUGGUAUCUUAGAAAGCAUCAAGAGGGAUGUCGAUAUGGUGUUCCAGCAUCAGACAAGGGUUGAGCAGAGGCCGAGGGAGUCUGACGAAGAGAGGGAGAACCUGCUGAAACAGCUUGCAGUUGAAGUGAAUGGUCUGAAGCAGAGACAUGGGCUUUUAUUACAGACCAUUGAAGCGCUCUGA